Molecule: messenger RNA, 3458 nt
Organism: Bactrocera dorsalis (oriental fruit fly)
Lineage: Eukaryota; Metazoa; Arthropoda; Insecta; Diptera; Tephritidae
Product: probable E3 ubiquitin-protein ligase makorin-1
Exons: 5
Coding region: 500-1777 (425 amino acids)
Biological process (GO): protein polyubiquitination
Molecular function (GO): metal ion binding; ubiquitin protein ligase activity
Source: RefSeq, a predicted model, not a curated record
GUCAAUUAUUUGUAUAUCUGGCAGCAUUAUCUACAUGUCUGUGGUAGACGUCAGUGGAAAGCAAAAGAUUUGCUCAGCGUUUGUAGAAAAGACGCAAAUUGUGUGAAUAUUUUCAAAACUUUUCGAUAAGAUUGGAUAUUGGUUUAAAGAGGUAGACAGAGAGUAUCUUGAAAGCAAAGACAAAACCUUUUGUGACCUGUCUAUUUCAUAGACGUCAAAGGACAAAGAAAGAGAUAAAGUACGCUUGGCGGAAUAUGCAGCAUCAGUUAUAAAAAACAAAGGAAAAAAAGGAAAAACUUUGUAAGAGAACCAAAAAACUAAUUGAGAGUUCAUUUGCCUUUGACGUGUUCGGUAACAAUUUGUUAAUUUUACAUCCAUUCAAACACUGCGAAAGUAAAACCACGUUGAAGUACUGGUGAAGGUGCGUUCACGUUACCACAUUCUAAGUAGUUCUUUCAAUUGUACGGAUUAUAUUUGAAAAUUAAAUUGUAAAAUUAAUAUGAGUGCAUCCGCUGCAUAUGUGCCAUCAGGUGGAUUUGGUGGUACUAUUGCUGCUGGUUUAUCUCCUAUGAUGGCUAAUCUCAAUGUGGAUGAAGGUGCAACAGCUAUGUCAAGAGCACAACCAAUUAUGAUGGUGAACCCACCUAUUUGUCGCUAUUUUCAACGUGGUAUAUGCCAUUAUGGAAGUUCGUGCCGUUUUUCUCACGUUCUUACUGCCGGAGAAGCAAAUAACAACAGUGGUAAUGAAACCGAGGUCCUAAAUCCUACAACUUCUUCAACAAACCUUAAGAAAAUUACAACAGAAUCUCCAAAUGCUCGGCCUAGCACUAGUCGACAUAACUGGAUAAAUGCUCCAGUCUUCGUGCCGAAAAGUUAUCGACCAACAUACCCUUCUGAAGAAGUUGCUGACAUUUCUACUAGCGAAGGUGCAACGAGUAUAUGUCCAAUGAACAAUGAAGUACAAAAAUCUUGGGCAGAUGUUGUUGGUGGUGGAAAUGUGGCACAACGUACAAACAUUAUUGAAGGAACUGAUGCUGAAGCCAUGCUUGAAAUGGAAUGUCCAUUUGAGGGACCCUGUCCGUACGGCGCAUAUUGUGCUUACGGCAUACACAUGGAACUUUGUAAAAUGUGCGACCAAUUUUGUUUACAUCCAAGCGAUCAAACGCAACGCCGCAAGCACAACCAAGAUUGUUUACAGCAGCAUGAACAAGCCAUGGAGUGGUCAUUUGCUAUUGCCCGCUCUAAAGAUAAAACUUGUGGUAUUUGCUUCGACACAAUAAUGGAAAAAGCUGGAAGAGAGAAGCGUUUUGGAAUUUUGCCGAAUUGUAAUCACAUUUUCUGCUUGGAAUGCAUACGGAAGUGGCGACAGGCAAAACAGUUUGAACAUAAAAUUACACGCUCUUGCCCAGAGUGCCGCGUAUCUUCAGAUUUUGUCUGUCCCAGUGCCUUUUGGGUGGAAACUAAGGAAGAAAAGGAUAAGUUGCUCAGCGACUAUCGAUUAGCGCUUGGUGUGAAAGACUGCAAAUACUUUAAAAAGGGUGACGGCAAGUGUCCAUUUGGCAACAAAUGUUUUUACAAACAUGCUCUACCCAAUGGGGAUUUAGUUGAUGUAGGCUGCCCAAAGCGUGCACGUAAAUUACAUCGUGGCUCAAACGAUUUCAUCGAUUUGCUAGAUAUUUAUUUGUGGGAGUUUGUAGAACAACGCGAUUACCAUUGGCUUGACUUUCUGUCCGGCACCAGCGAUGAUAGUGAUGAUAGCGACUUUUCGGAAGAGUAAAAGUGUGCAGCUAUUCAAUAACUCCAAAGUUGUACAAUUAUCACAUGCUGGCAUAUUUUAAUCAAUGUGUUACCAAUAUUAAGUUGCGCAAAGAAAAAAGAGAACCUACACACAAGUUAGAAAUCCAAAAAAAAUGGAAUAAAUUCAUAAUAGUCUAUUAGCUGAAGCGAAUCCGUUGUUAAGUAUGCCAAAAACGGAUUCCUAAAAUAAUAUGAUUAAAUUGCACAUAUGAAAAAGGCGGCAUUAAAUAGAUUUCGAACAAAAAAAAAAAUAAACAAAAAAAAUAAAAAAAAAUUGAAUGUAAAAAAUAUACAAAAAUGGUAUAAUCGGGCCAAAUGACUCGUAUCUAGCUUGUACAAGUAUAUAGAAAAAAAGCGAUUACAUUUAUAGGAACACAAAGCAACGAACUUUUUUCGAGUAGUAAAAACAAACAAAAAUAAAGUGCAUAAUAUACAAAAUAAGAAGUUUCCGAGCAUUAAAAACAACUCAUAAAAAGUGGGCAUUGCAGAGAGAAUAAACAACUAAGGAAAGAAUUACAACACAAAUAUGCUAUUACGGAAUAUUUAAAUUUAGAUAUAUGUGCAAAUAUGUAAACAUUACUUUGGUCAUUUAUCAUAUGAUAAAAAUAACAAAUUAAAUGUGUUAAAUAUUUAAUAUACAUAUAUAUAUAUAUCAAAAUUAACUACACAAUAUAAGCCGCAUAUAACCCACUGGUAGGAACUCUUUUUACGAAAAGCCAUAUCACAAAAAUGGCGUACAAAUUUCAAAUGAAAAACAUACACAAAAAGAAAUCUUUUUACAUACAUUUGAAUUUGAUUGUGAUUUAUACUCGUAAUUGCCACGCUGACCGCCAUGGUGUCGGCUUCAAUUGUAAUAAACAACAAUUAUAAUAAUCUUAUCAUAGCGCCAUGCGCGCGUUUGGGCGUGCGCCUGCCUUAAAUGUCCCCCACCAUCGCGCGCAACGAACGUGCACCGGAUGAAAUACGACUAGUGUUACUUUUAUUUUCAAAUAUUAUUAGUGAUACAUACAUCUAUUUUUUAUAUAAUACCUAGUUGUAAAGUUGGAAAACGCCAAAAGCUUGCUUGCGGCUGGAUAUAAAAUAUAAACGCAUAGUAAUAUUUACAAAAUUCCAACUAAAAGUUAUGCAAAUGUUUAUGCUGGUUAAUAGAUUUUCUCAUGCAUUCAUUUAAAUCUACUUAUCACGCCGUUAAAUAUGUAGUUUCUUGUCCUAUAAACCACAUGUUCGCCUUUAUGAAUUUUGUUCUUUCGUAUUUAUGUUGAAGUAAUUGAACACUGGAAUUCGGUAUAUACUUAAGUUGUUAUUUGCUUAAAAAAUUACGGUGCAGUGUAAAAGUGUAGCAGUAUAUUCAAUUUUCGUUUUUUGAAUUUGAAAUUCAUACGUUUAUGCCAAAAAGAACGUUCACAUUUCUAUUUUUUAUUUUUUAAUUAUCAAUAUUUUUAGUUGAUUAUUAUAAAGAUUAAAAGUUAAAUUGUUCUUAAUCUAUUUACCAUAUUUUUUCAUUUCACCUGUUGUCUGUUAAAUGUAUUAAAAAAAAAUAUAUAUAUAUAAAUUUGAUUGCAAGGAAUAAAAUCAAGCCCGUUAUAUUAGCGUUUGUUACAUAUAAGCGUUAGAAUUAACAUUAUUUUUAUAAACAAAAAACAAAAAAAAAAAAACUAAAA